AACAUAAAAAUAUUAAGUCGGUAAAGCUCCUUCACCACUCCUAUAAAAUGUAUUUAUACAUCAACCGGUGCAUUAGUACGUCUUAUAUCGUCGGACAGUUAGUUCAAAAGCAGUUGUUAACGGUGAAGUGCAACUUUAAUAAUCGCAAUUUCUUUAUUUUAACUUUAAAUCAUAAUUAUUAUAAAAAAAUGCCGUACGAAGUUGUGAACGGUUUUUCGAAUGGUAUCAAAGGAAUUCACGUUGUCGAUUUAAGAAGCGAUACAGUAAGCAAGCCUACCAAAGAGAUGAGGGAUGCAAUGGCAAUUGCUGAAGUAGGGGAUGAUGUCUUUGGGGAAGACCCUACCGUGAGAUUAUUAGAAGAAACAUCGGCUGAUUUGUUGGGAAAAGAGGAUGCGCUUUUUGUACCAUCUGGAACCAUGGCUAAUCUUCUUGCACUUCUAACACACUGCAGUAGAAGGGGAACUGAAGUUAUUGUAGGAGAGGAUAGCCAUGUAAUUAUGUACGAACAAGCUGGUGCCGCUCAAUUUGCUGGAGUGCAGUUAGUGACCAUUAAAAACGAAAGUAACGGUACUUUCUCUCUAAAAGAAUUGGAGGCAAAAAUUAGAAUAAACCCCGACUGUCAUGAACCCGAAACAGCGCUUAUUGUAGUUGAAAAUACGCACAAUAUGUGUGGAGGGAAGGUACUUCCACUAGAAUGGCUUGAAAAAGUUUCAAAAAUUGCCAAAACUCACAAUAUUCGUUUGCAUAUGGACGGCGCAAGAAUUUUUAAUGCUGCUGUUCAAAGCAAAGUAUCUCCCAGAGUUAUAACGAAAGAUAUAGAUUCUGUUUGCUUUUGUCUGAGUAAAGGUCUUGGGGCCCCUAUUGGCUCAGUAUUAUGUGGCACCAAAAGCUUUAUUGAACAAGCCCGCAGAACUCGAAAGGCUCUAGGCGGUGGCAUGAGACAAGCUGGAAUUGUCGCUGCUGCUGGUUUAGUGGCCCUCGACAAAAUGGUAAAUAGAUUGGAAAAAGACCACAAAAAUAUAUACAAACUGGCAAAAGCUAUUCAUGAUUUGAAAUCGGACAUUGUAAAGGUGGAUUUAAAAUCAGUCCAGACAAAUAUUCUUAUAGUACAUUUGAACACUAACAAACUGGUUGCGCGAGAUUUUCUAGUACGACUGGCAACCGUUCAAAAGAAGGAUUCCGUGAAGGUGAUAGUGAAAGCAGGAAGCAGAAACCCGCAAGUUGUACGAUUUGUGUCUUAUUGGGAAAUCGACGAAAAUGAUAUGGAUGCGGCCAUAGAAAAAGUUGUGUUUGUUAUUAAAGAGUUCGAAACUAGGACAAAAGUAUAAAAGAAACGGUGAUUUAUUGUUAGUAAUUAUUAUGUAAAACCGUACCUACGGCGUUAUUCUUUAUUAUCGUAUAAAUUAUAAGUUAUAAAGAAAUAUAAUAAAUAUGCAAGGGCUGGUUCCAGCAUAAGAGUGCAAAGUUAUGUAAACCGUUUUUGAAUAAAUUAUAUCUUUUCUAGAAUGCAGGAAGCAAUAACUUUUCAAUGGCAUGUAUAUUUAGUUAAUUAUGUAACAAAAUAAUUUAAAUAAUGCCUUCAGGUCUCUAAUAAUGUACUACAAGUUAUCUUAACUACUGUUAAUAUUUAUGUGUAUUAAUUGGAAAUUAAACGGUGUAUAUCUAUUUAUAAACUUGUUUUCUGGGA
Messenger RNA from Agrilus planipennis (emerald ash borer), 1687 nucleotides. Its product is annotated as probable low-specificity L-threonine aldolase 2. NCBI's taxonomy places the organism in Eukaryota, Metazoa, Arthropoda, Insecta, Coleoptera, Buprestidae. Gene Ontology annotation, biological process: L-threonine catabolic process; glycine biosynthetic process. Bases 48 to 1328 code for a protein of 426 amino acids. The transcript is spliced from 6 exons. Gene Ontology annotation, cellular component: cytosol. Gene Ontology annotation, molecular function: L-allo-threonine aldolase activity. The record is from RefSeq and is a predicted model, not a curated record.